AUCCAAGCCUGGAGUGAAAGUCGGUCACCAUGUCUAAACUGGUAGAGUGUGUUCCCAACUUCUCCAAUGGGCGAAGCAAGGAAAUUAUUGAUGCCAUUGCUCAGGCCAUUGCCCAGUCAGAUGGCUGUUUUCUCCUGGAUGUGGACCCUGGCCCCUCCACCAAUCGCACCGUCUACACCUUUGUGGGAUCUCCAGCGGCCGUGGUGGAGGGAGCUUUGAACGCAGCCCGUGAAGCCCACCGACUCAUCAAUAUGGCAACGCACAGUGGUGAACACCCACGCCUGGGGGCGUUGGACGUCUGCCCAUUUGUUCCUGUCCGUGACGUCACCAUGGAGGAGUGUGUCCAGUGUGCUGUCAGCUUCGGCCAACAGCUCGCCAGCCAGCUGCUGGUACCUGUGUAUUUGUAUGGAGAAGCUGCGCGGCAUCAGCAUCGCCGGACGUUGCCAAGUAUCCGUGCUGGGGAGUAUGAAGGGCUUCAGGAGAAGCUGUGCGAUGCCCAGUGGAAGCCUGACUUUGGGCCGGUGGAGUUCGUGCCGAGUUGGGGAGCCACGGUGACCGGAGCCCGAACCUUCCUCAUCGCUUUCAACAUCAACCUGCUGAGCACUAGGGAGCAGGCCCAUCGCCUCGCCCUCAACAUCAGGGAGCAGGGCCGCGGCCCCGGGCAGCCAGGGCGAUUGCUGAAGGUGCAGGCGAUGGGUUGGUACCUGGAGGAGGAGGACAUUGCUCAGGUUUCCACUAACCUGAUGGACUUCAAGGUGACGGGUCUGCACAACGUAUAUGAGGAGAUCCGGAGAGACGCCAAGGAGCUGAAGAUGCCGGUGAUUGGGUCACAGCUGGUGGGGCUGGUGCCUCUCGCUGCCAUGCUCCACACCGCCCAGUAUUACAUCACACGGGACAAACUAUUCAUCCUGACAGAGGAGCAGAAACUACGACUGGUUGUGAGCAGACUUGGCCUCAAUUUAUUGGCUCCUUUCAAUGUGAAAGAGAGAAUUAUAGAGUACAUGGUCCCUGGACAGGAAGAGGCGGGUCUGGCAUCGCUGUCGCUGACUGGGUUUGUCCGGAGUGUGGGAGCCAGGACUGCGGCCCCCGGGGGAGGGUCCGUCGCUGCUGCUGUGGCUGCCAUGGGUGCAGCCCUGGGCUCAAUGGUGGGGUUGAUGAGUUACGGGAAGCGACAGUUUGAAGUUGUUGAUGCUGUGAUGAGACGUGUGAUCCCCCCGCUGCACCACACCGCCCACCAGUUGCUCACUAUGGUGGACACUGACUCACGCGUGUUCAGCAAUUACAUGGCUGCCCUCAAGUUGCCCAAAUCCACGAUGGAGGAGAGAGCAAGGCGAAAUGCUGCAGUCCAGGCGGGGCUGAAGGAGGCAGUGAAUGUGCCCCUCGCUCUUGCAGAGACAGUGACCAGCCUGUGGUCAACGCUGGAAGAGUUGGCAACCUGUGGAAAUCUGGCCUGUACCUCAGACCUACAGGUUGCAGUGAAAGCACUGGAGCUGGGAGUGUUCGGGGCUCAGUGCAACGUCCUCACCAACCUCAGGGACAUCAGUGACCAGCAGUUCAAUUGUCAGGCGAGGGAGAGGAUCAGCCAGUGCUUGUCCGAGGCUGGGAGUUGCUCAGCCCGGCUGCUGGCAGUACUGGCGGAGCGGAUGAAAGCGGACAGGCCCGCGAUGUGAGAGGCCAGAGGCUGAAGAGGAGCAACAUGAUUGAAAUCAAUCUUGUUGAUUAUUAAACUUGGUUUGCAGCACCGUC
Molecule: messenger RNA, 1746 nt
Organism: Callorhinchus milii (elephant shark)
Lineage: Eukaryota; Metazoa; Chordata; Chondrichthyes; Chimaeriformes; Callorhinchidae
Gene: ftcd
Product: formimidoyltransferase cyclodeaminase
Molecular function (GO): transferase activity; folic acid binding
Source: RefSeq, marked provisional